GUGGAGUGUCGACGUAAUAUAUUUGUGAAGGAAAAGAGAAGAAUAUGAUUGUCAAGCGGCACUUGAUCUUCAUCCUUUACAGCCUCUGUUCAAGCGUCUUUCAAGUGGCUGGGACAAAAAGCAAAGCGAAAGGUAGCCAAGGUCAGUUCCCCAUAACUCAGAAUGUGACGGUGGUGGAGGGGGGCGCAGCCAACAUGACCUGCCGUGUGGAUUACAAUGAUAACACUUCCCUCCAGUGGUCAAACCCUGCACAACAGACCCUAUUCUUUGGGAACAAGAAAGCUCUGAGGGACCACAGAAUCGAACUGGUGCUCGCCUCGUCACAGGAGCUCAUCAUCAGAAUCAGUGACGUCAGCCUGUCGGACGAGGGCCAGUACACCUGUUCGCUCUUCACCAUGCCUGUCAAGACCACUAAGGCCUUUCUCACAGUUCUGGGAGUGCCAGGACGACCAGAGAUCACAGGAUUCACCAACCCUGCCAUGGAGGACGACGUAAUCACCCUGACCUGCACCACACCAGGCAGCAAACCAGCUGCCAAUAUCCGGUGGUUCCGAAAUGACAAGGAGGUCCAAGGCACUAAAGAGGUGAAUGCAACAGGAAAAUCCUUCGCAGUGAGGAGUAGCCUCCAGUUCCAGGUGGACAGACGGGACGAUGGCAUCGCCUACACCUGCAGCGUGGAGCACGUGUCAUUGCCGAAUCCCUACAUGACAACUGAGGUCCUGGAGGUCCACUAUGCUCCCCAUCUGGAGAUCGCAUAUUCACUGAUUAUUCCACAGGAAGGACACUACUUCAAAUUGGAGUGUGUGUCCAUAGGCAACCCAAUACCUGAACCGGUGCUGUGGUCUAAGGAUGGAGGAGAGCUGCCAGACAUCGAGCGUAUGAUUGUGGAGGGCAGGGAACUAACCAUCACCACACUUAAUAAAACAGACAAUGGCACAUACCGCUGCGAGGCCAGCAACCACCUGGGGACCAGCAGUGCUGAAUAUAUACUGUUUGUAUAUGAUCCUAAUGCCUUAGGACCACAUGGACCUGACCACGCCUUAAUUGGUGGUGUUGUUGCAGUUGUCGUCUUCAUCACCUUGUGUCUGAUAAUAGUUCUUGGACGAUAUCUGGCCAGACAUAAAGGGACCUAUCUAACACACGAGGCCAAGGGAGCAGAGGAUGCCCCGGACGCAGACACAGCGAUCAUCAAUGCUGAAGGAAACCAUGUGCAUGCAGAGGAAAAGAAAGAAUACUUCAUUUAGGCUUCUUGUUCUCUUUUCCCUUGUUUCAUAACAACUUUUGACAGCAGACAUGCAAAUUAAGCUACGUCAGCAUCAUGAUCUGUUUUAAUUUACUUAUUAUUAUUUUGUCUUCUCCAGAAAGCUCGUGCUUGGAUACAUUUACUUUCAAAACAGUCGCUGACACUAUAGCCUUCUCCUUUUGUAAACAAUGUAAACCUUGUAAAAUUAGAUUGUUUCCAUUUCAGUUGUAUGGUGCCUCAAUGCUGUAUACUUUUCUGCACUUCUUCAAACGCUUGCAUUAACUGUUUUCUUGACUCUCUCUUACUUUACCUGUUCAGGUAUCAAUGGAUUUCUAAUUCAGAAUCAACAGGAGAUGAGUUCAACUCAAGUUUGAGUUAAGUCUUAGCUUUUUAAAAGGUUUUGCUUUAAGAGUGGAUGUUAAAUCGAUGAACAGGAUUAAACAGUGGUGUUGGAUGUUGCCUGGAGUUUACACAGCCAUACUGCAUACGUUCAAAAAAAGUAUAAAAUUGACCGAACACUUUGACGAAACAAAACAUUGAAGCACAAUCUAUGUGAUUGUCUGUAGAAUCAACUCCCUCUUAUCACUGUCUGUAUAUUUCUGCAUUGAUUUACUUUUGGUUUUCACUCAUGCUGUUUUGUACCAAUAGAGAAAAAGUUCGAAAAUGUAAGCACAAAGUCUGAGGACUAACAUGGAGGGAAAAUACAUCUACUGUUUCUUGUCUCAGGAUUCAAUAUGAGUCUAGAUGGAGAGAUGGUGUCAGACAGGUGAUGAAGAUUUCAGUACACUUGCAGUUAUUGUCAUGGAAAAAUAACUUUAAUUUCGGUUGGCGAUUUGAUGUAAGAUCCUAACUGAACGAGUGGAACCUAGUGGGGGUUCAUUAUUUAUGUUGACUUUUAUUGAACAACUAUGCUCAAUGGAUAUUGCUGUAAAAUACUUUGCUAACGUGAAUAUUGGUGAACAAUAUUGUUGAAUCUUGAGAUCCCUGACAUAUUACAAUUUGUAUAUUAGCAUAUACAGUAUUUAAAGUAUUCCACAAGUCUUAACUGUUUUGUUGCAUUUAUCUAACUGGAGGUUGUUUUGCCAGGUGACAUGUAAAUAAUGUGUAAGUAUUACAUUUUAGUAAAAGAUAAAACUCUGGUUGUAGAUUUUAAUUUCAGGUCUCAUCAGUUCCCAUCACACUGAAAUAAUUUUCACAAUUUGGAAAACUUUUUUUUCAAACAGGGAUUCUAAGGAAUUGCUUACAAUUUAAAAAUAUAUAUAUUCUGGUCAAUAUAUGUAUUUAUUAUUAUUAUUGAUUGACAUUUAUUAUAUAAUACUAUAUUGAUUGAUAUUAUUGAUGUUAUUACUAAAAUAGUUGUCGGACAUUAACUUUUCCAUUUUUAAAUUCUGUAAUUUAUCAUUAAUAAACAAUACAAGGAUCACCGUUAUGGCCUUUGAGUUUACUGCAAACAGUACUAAUGUCGAGGCAUUGGUGUAUCAGACAUGUCCUCACUGUAUAUAGUCACUGUAUCAAAGACAUUGAACCACAUUGCCAAUGCUCAUACAUGUUAUUUUGUUAGUUCGGUAUGAUGCUAUAAAUAACUAAUUUUGUACAAAGUUUUAAUCGCUGUAAUUAAUUUGCUUUUUAUGGGGGAUGUGUGAGGUUUGCUUUUUUCUCAGUAUUGAAUAUUCAUUUUUCAACUAUGCCACUGUAAAAAAAGAAAAAAGAGAGACAAAGUGCAGAUUAAAAUAUGAACAACUUGAAAACUG
Messenger RNA from Pseudoliparis swirei, 2994 nucleotides. RefSeq names its product cell adhesion molecule 2b (gene cadm2b). The transcript has 10 exons. Lineage: Eukaryota; Metazoa; Chordata; Actinopteri; Perciformes; Liparidae. Bases 45 to 1244 code for a protein of 399 amino acids. The record is from RefSeq and is a predicted model, not a curated record.